CUUAACUUCGAGUUGUCAAACAACUUUAAAAUUGGAGCCGGGGUUCAGUUGAUGAAGCCAUUGCGGUUUUGGGGUCCUGGAACUAAAAACGUCAGUUGUAAAACUUCAUCUGUUAUGAAUAAGGCUAACGUUACAUCUACAAUUUGCGCCUAAAUUAAACAAUGGAGAUGAAGCGUGUGAGCCAUCAGCAGGCCAGCCAGCUGCUGCACAACAAGUUUGUGGUGGUGCUGGGGGACUCCAUUCAGAGGGCUGUAUAUAAGGACCUUGUUCUGCUGUUGCAGAAGGAGAAGUUUCUCUCCAAUAAACAACUGAAGACCAAGGGAGAGAUGAGCUUUGAACAGGACUGCCUGGUGGAAGGUGGUUCGUUGAAUUUCAUGCAUAAUGGAACUGGGUACAAGGAGGUUCGCCAGUUCCAGUCCGCCCACCAUUUAGUCCGAUUCUACUUCGUCACACGGGUUUACUCUCCCUACAUGCAAAGCAUCUUUGAUGACUUGCGCAAUGGCAUGAAACCUGAUGUAAUCAUCUUCAACUCCUGUGUUUGGGAUAUUUCCAGAUACAACUCUACUUGGCUUGACAACUACAAGGAGAACCUGCACAUGUUUUUUGCGGAGCUGAAAGGGAUUGUGCCGAAGGAAACGCUGGUCAUAUGGAAUCUGACCAUGCCCUUAGGAAAGACGAUCAGAGGCGGUUUCCUGGUGCCAGAGAUUGAGCACAAGGCUUCUCAACUGCGUUAUGAUGUGAUUGAAGCCAACUUCUACAGCGGUACUCUGGCUGACGCCUAUGGGAUGGAUGUGUUGGACCUCCACUUCCAGUUCCGCUUUUCCCUACAACAUCGUACUGUGGAUGGAGUCCACUGGAAUGCCCUUGCCCACCGCAAGAUAACCUCUCUGCUGUUGGCGCACUCUGCACAGGCCUGGGGCGUUGUUAUGCCACUGGCUGUUGUGGAGCAUACUGAGGUUGCUGCUCAGCUGCCAGCCAGUGGGAAUUCCAAAGCUGCAAACCGACGCGCAUCAAGGAGAAACUACGGCUACAGAGAGGACUUUACUCGUGAUACCUGGCCUUGUAGUUUCUUGAACAACCCGCCGCCACCUGCAUAUCACCCACCACCCCAGCUCAGAAAUGGGUUCGACUACAGGCCGCCUCACCAUCAACAGAACGUGAUGAGGAGCCGACAUGUCAGACACCACUAUGCUCCGUACACCCACCCGAGACACGGUCAAUACGACCAUCAUGGCCGCUACUACUGAGGCAGGGAGUUUUUACAAGAUUCAGAUGUGGUCGAGUUCCACUAAUUAUUUACUGCAGUUUCACCUGCCGUACAUUGUUUCUCAACAGGCUUGUAACUAGGACGAAGUAUUAAUCCUCAAAUGAUUUAGUUCACUCACAUUUUAUUCAUUUCAGUGACAUAUUGGUAAUUUUUGUUCUAUUGUAAAUUAGUGGUAUUCUAGUUAAAUUCUUUUAGUUCUGGCAUCAAAAGGUUGAUUUUAAAUAUAUUUCUCAGCAUUUUAAUAUUAAUUCUGCACUUAAAAUGUGUGUCAGGUGCUGUGUUCUAUUAAAGUGGAUGCUAUGAUUUCAAAGGACUGUUUUUGACUUGAGCCUUCUGAUGCUUCUGUCCCACACGGAGCAAGCAUGGUACAAAGAUUUAAUUGACUUUAUGCCUGAUGUGUUCACGACUUUAAACAUUGUUGUGGCAAUAUGUGCAAUCAGAAAAGUGGCAGAGAAACUGCUUUAGCUUAGUUUGCCCGAGCCGAUUU
This is a messenger RNA of Anarrhichthys ocellatus (wolf-eel), 1754 nucleotides long. RefSeq names its product PC-esterase domain-containing protein 1A-like. The transcript is spliced from 9 exons. The coding region runs from base 162 to 1247 and encodes 361 amino acids. The record is from RefSeq and is a predicted model, not a curated record. Lineage: Eukaryota; Metazoa; Chordata; Actinopteri; Perciformes; Anarhichadidae.